AUGGGGCCCCCGGGCAAUAGGGGAUCAUAGGGCCCCAGUGUCCUUGCCCAAACUCAAAAAAGCCUAUGUAAAAGGUACCAGGGGCAUCUCAUGGGGCUCCCUACUAACCCCGGGCCCUCGGACACCCUGAUCCCAGGACUGAUCUGUAAAGGGACAGUUUACCCAAAAGCAUGACUGUCCUGGCCAGGGGCGGACUGACAACUCAUGGGGCCCCUAGGCAAUAGGGGAUCAUGGGGCCCCUGUGUCCUUGCCCAAACUCAAAAAAAAGCCUAUGAAAAAUGUACCAGGGGCAUCUCAUGGGGCCCCCUACUGACCCCAGGCCAUCGGGCAGUGCCCGAGUUUCCAAAUGGUCAGUCCGCCCCUGGUCCUGGCAAAUCUGGGAGAGUUGGCUUGUAUGCAUAAAUAAAA
Staurois parvus is the source of this 408-nucleotide messenger RNA. Lineage: Eukaryota; Metazoa; Chordata; Amphibia; Anura; Ranidae. The record is from the annotation of a GenBank genome assembly.